Molecule: messenger RNA, 2686 nt
Organism: Linum trigynum
Lineage: Eukaryota; Viridiplantae; Streptophyta; Magnoliopsida; Malpighiales; Linaceae
Source: the annotation of a GenBank genome assembly
CCCAAUUUCUUCCAUAAAGAAGAAAAGCAUCAACCUUGGAUUCAGGUGGCAUAAGCUUUGUCUCCUGCAAUUUUAGUUUUCUAUUGAAUUGAUUUGCCAACAGAUUCUUUCACCUGACCAAACCAAAGCGAGAAAAUGAUUAGAGAAUGUUUUGACUCUGACAAUCUUGACUCAAUCUCUCUCUCUCUACCCCAGCAGGCAGGCAGGCAGCCUUUGACCAGAUCUCAGCCGUCCAUUAUUUCUUUAAAUUUGAUCUCUCUUGUAAUCUUUAGUUUUUGUCAAGGUUGUCAACCCGCGGGUCGACCAACUUUGACCCUGACCCGAUGAGAAAAACGGGCUGCAUGCACUCGUCGGGUCGACCGCUAUAAGGUAUCGGGUUGGAGGUCAAAUUGUGUAAUUUUUUCUUUGUUUUGCGAAAUGCGCCUAUUUUCCGAUUUUUCUUUUCGCCUAACUCAAUUUUUGGAAUCCUAAAUUGAACAUUUGAAUAUUAAUGUUAUAUAAGUGUGUGUGAAUUUUCACUAUAUGUUGAAUCUAAGUACGAAAUGUUAUUUUGGUGUAAUAUUAUAUGUUAUAACUCAUAUGUUAGAUGAGAUUUGAUAUAAUUUAUCAGGAUAAGUACAAUAUAAUGACGCUUUCCAUAUUUCUGGGCUAAACCGGGUGACCCAUUAACCCUUGACCCACUAGCUCAAUCGAGUCCGGGUCAACCCGCGGUUGACAACCUUGGUUUCUGUACUUCACUGUGGUAUGGUAUCCCUAAUCCCCACAUAUAAUAUAGCUGGAUUAUUAUCAUAAAAAUAGCCAAUUUAAAUAAUAAUAAAAGUAAUUCUUCCUUGGAAGAAUAAGAGAUCCAGUCAUCAUCCUUCUUCUUUCUUUCUUCUUCCAUCUUCCCAAUGACCAAAAGAAAAAGCCAAAGAGGAAAGAGUUGUAAUUUAUUGAUCGUCUCUCCCCCUGUUCUCUCCCUUUGUUAUGUCCUCUAAUUAUGAUCCAAUCUGUUCUUCCUCAUCUGGGUUUCUGUCCCCUCCUUCUCCCUUCCGCCACCGCCACCAUUAUCUCCGCCGCAACCACCGUCUCCACCUCCACCGCCGGCAGCUCUCCCUCUUAGAUUGGAUCCCUUCACAUUAGCCCAUGAGAAAUUGAAAACCCCAACUUCACAAAUCUCUCCCUCUCUCAAAUGCAUUAAAUUAAUCAGGAGUGGAAAAGACCUCCCCGCCAUUAAUUAACCAUUUCAUUGUCAUCCCCCGCCAUAAAUCCCCAACUGGGUUCCUAGGAGGAGGUGAAAAGCUUUCAGCUUUGAGCUGAAUUUCGGGUUUGGUUUCUGUUUUUUUUUUUUUUUGUUUCUGGGUUUUUUUUUGGGAAGGAAGAGAAAAAAAUGGGGAAUGUGACUUCCAACGUGGCGUCGAAAUUCGCCUUCUUCCCGCCGGACCCGCCGACGUACGACGUGUUGGAGGAGGAAGAAGGGAGGCUGGUGGUGCCAGGUGUCACGGCGGACAAGAACAUGGAUGUUCAUACGUUAGAUACCAAAGCUGGUAACAAAGUUGUGGCAAUGUUCUGGAAGCACCCUUUUGCCAGAUUCACCAUGCUCUAUUCCCAUGGCAACGCCGCCGACCUCGGCCAAAUGCAUGAGCUCUUCAUCGAGCUCAGGGCUCAUCUCCGAGUCAACAUCAUGUGCUAUGACUAUUCAGGGUAUGGAGCAUCCUCUGGGAAGCCCUCCGAGUUGAACACAUACUAUGACAUAGAAGCAGUGUACAACUGCUUGAAGGAUGAAUAUGGGGUGAAGCAGGAGGAAUUGAUACUCUACGGACAGUCUGUUGGCAGUGGCCCGACGCUUCAUUUGGGUUCUCGAUUGCGUGACUUGAGAGGCAUCGUGCUUCACAGCGCGAUCCUUUCGGGUAUCCGGGUGUUGUACCCUGUCAAGGUGACGCUUCCCUUCGACAUCUUCAAGAACAUUGACAAGAUUCGACAUGUCAGCUGUCCUGUUCUUGUCAUUCAUGGCACGAGUGAUGAGAUUGUCGAUUGGUCUCACGGGAAGCGCCUGUGGGAACUCGCGAAGGACAAAUACGACCCUUUGUGGGUCAAGGGUGGCGGCCACUGCAACCUUGAGACGUACCCUGAGUAUAUCAAGCACUUGAAGAAGUUCAUUAACGCGAUGGAGAAGAUCGCCAUAACGAAACCAAUGAAGCAAGCCAGUUGCGAAUCUGCUAUGGAGUCCAAGCAGAGCAAGUGCUUAAGAUUCGGUUUGAAAAGCCGUGUGGAGCAACAAUCUUAGUACUGGAAUGAGGAAGAGGAGAUUAGUUUGCGUUGCUAGGGUAAACACCAGCCAAAAUCAAGUUUUGAUUUUUGAUGUGGUUUCCUGAAGUCUCAGCAAUCCCAGCCCCAUGGUCAUAUAUUGAGAGAAAUGUUCAUGUGUAUAAGUCCAUUUUUGUCGUGGGAGUGGAGAGCCAAUACAGGGUUGGUGUCUGGUGUUUGAGAAGUGAAUUUGGGUUGCUUGUUCUGUGAGGGAAAAGGAAUCCAAUAUAGGUGUGUUGAUUGAUCAUUUAGAUUUGUUUGUGUAAUGUUAUGAAAGUUAGUCCCCUUUUUUGUUUGUUUGUAAAGAAAAGAAAGAUACAAAAUCAAAAGUGUCUUUUUGGUAUCCUCAUUUUUCCUUGCAUUAAAUUGAACUUAUUUAUAAUAUAAUGUUGAAUUUUCA